Messenger RNA from Galendromus occidentalis (western predatory mite), 1077 nucleotides. RefSeq names its product retinal homeobox protein Rx1. The coding region runs from base 250 to 987 and encodes 245 amino acids. The transcript has 4 exons. Gene Ontology annotation, molecular function: RNA polymerase II cis-regulatory region sequence-specific DNA binding; DNA-binding transcription factor activity, RNA polymerase II-specific. Gene Ontology annotation, biological process: positive regulation of transcription by RNA polymerase II. The record is from RefSeq and is a predicted model, not a curated record. NCBI's taxonomy places the organism in Eukaryota, Metazoa, Arthropoda, Arachnida, Mesostigmata, Phytoseiidae.
CCACCACCGCGAAAGCCAAGCUUACCCAGUGGCCGCAAUGACAAUUCGCCUACAUUAAACGAAGGCCUCAACAGCGUGCACAGCUGUUCGACAUCCACCGCAACUGUACGUUCGGUCUGGCGGAAGAAUUUAUCAUCAUCGAACAUUUUUGACUGCCUCCGCCGAGUACGCUUCUGUCAACCCCAUCGGAACGCACCUCCUGUUCUCCCAACAAGUGGUAUACGGCUCGCGCUGCCGAGAGCGACGGCAAUGUCUCUCAGUGAGGAGAAACAGCGAAGUUUGACCUACUCCAUCGAUGCCAUCCUUGGCCUUCAGAAAGACACAGAACCCGUGGAAAUUCGAAAGUCCCCCUUGUCAUCACCGAGGACUUCGAUAUCUGAAGAAGACGAGGACCCGCUGAGAGCACCGUCGAAAAAACACCGACGAAAUAGGACGACAUUUACGACCUAUCAGCUUCACGAGCUCGAGAGAGCGUUCGAGAAAUCUCACUACCCCGAUGUGUAUUCAAGGGAGGAAUUGGCGUUGAAGGUCAAUUUGCCCGAAGUCCGAGUUCAAGUAUGGUUCCAGAACCGACGGGCUAAAUGGCGUCGCCAGGAGAAAAUAGAGAGCGGUGGAAAUUGCUCGGAGAGCGGCUCCUUCGCGAGACCCCCUGCGACACAGAUCUAUCCCACGCUAGGCUCCCCGGACUGGAUCCGGCAUAGUAUCAUAGGUAACGCGCCGCCUUCGCAUGCCUUACUGGCCGCAGCCGCUGUUACGCCCCCAGGACACGUCUUUCAGCGAAGUUACUUCAAUAGUCAGCAAUUCGCAUCGAUACUCCUCAAGCCCCAGAAUCCGAAGUUGCCCUCGACUCCGUUGAAUCUCACCAAGGAAACCACGAGCGGACACGCAAGUCCCGAAAGACCGGGCAGCGCUGGAGGGAAUCGUAGAAACGAGACCAGGGUCAAGUCCGAAGAGGAAAAUGUAGAUGUGGACGGGAUCACGGAAUAGAGAAUAGGGGAGCGGCUCUUCAUCUCGACCGAAUGCGAGAAAGCUAGAGAGCUCCUUCUCCGCCCGAGGGAAUACUUUCAUCACAAUCAU